Messenger RNA from Symbiodinium necroappetens, 333 nucleotides. The record is from the annotation of a GenBank genome assembly. Lineage: Eukaryota; Dinophyceae; Suessiales; Symbiodiniaceae.
GCUGUCCUAGCCGUCAGCCGCACAGCCGCAGAGCUGCUCCCGACCUCCAACCUGCGAGGGGGCGACACAUCUGCAUCGCUGCUUCAGAAGCCUGCGCUUACCCAUGUGGCCACGAAGUGCGAAGCAAACUGCAGUGGCCAUGGGACCUGCGAGGAAUCCGGUCGCUGCGCCUGCAAGCCCGGAUGGAUAGGCAGCUUCUGCGACAUGCCUCUCUGCCCCAGCAACUGCAAUAAGCGUGGGAUGUGCCUCCAUGGCAAAUGCUUGUGCGAAGCUGGUUGGCAUGGCAAGGCAUGCCACAUCCAGCGCUGCCUGUCUGCUCUCUCUUCGGUUUGA